Messenger RNA from Mycosarcoma maydis (corn smut), 2664 nucleotides. RefSeq lists its product as uncharacterized. The transcript has a single exon. The coding region runs from base 1 to 2664 and encodes 887 amino acids. NCBI's taxonomy places the organism in Eukaryota, Fungi, Basidiomycota, Ustilaginomycetes, Ustilaginales. The record is from RefSeq and is a predicted model, not a curated record.
AUGGUGACAGUCGGCAUCCCUGGCACAACGGGUUCAGGCAGCUCCAUGAACACAAGGAUCUGCAAGAAAUUGGUCGUUAAAGGUCAUGCAUCGAGCUCGGGUGCAACGUACACUUUGUUCUUGAAGAUUCAGCUGCCUGCGACCGAAAGGGGCGAGACACACGUUCUCAUAGAAGAUUCCGCUGCUGAGCUGCAAGAGGCCAUAGUACAUCUUCUUGACGCUUCUGGUGCCGCCCCCACACUUUCCGCAUCCGCCGCAACCGCCGCCAGCGCACUCCGCAUCCCGCUGUCGAUUCGCCACGAUUUGAACGAGAGCUUGAUCGAAUAUGAGCUCAGAGAAAGAGGUAACGCUGGCUCCUCGUCUUCAUCAAGCGAACCAUCUGAUCUGCCAACUGUCGCCCGGAGCGAUGAUGGCAAGAUCACGUUCCGCACCACGAACCGAUCAAGCCCACGAUCAAAGCAUAAAAGUGCGUCCCAUCCCACCUCGAGUUCCUACAUGGUGACACUACACUUGUAUACGAAACCACUCUCUACACCUCCGACGGCGCCUUUUUCAGUCAAGCUAGCGGUGCCCGUCUGUUUGAACAAUUACUUGCGAUUCACUGUGGACGAGUCCAUCGACAGCGACUUUGGACUGCACGGAAUGGCAGUCGAAGUCGAUCCUCCAAUCCUACCAAUUCCCUCCCAACGCAGACCGCUGCGAAGACGCUCUUCGACAGCCUCGUCUCGUCGACCUUCCAGCAUCGUUUCACAUUCUGAUGACGAAGCGGACCUCACCCUGCUAGGCUCAGACUCGGGCGACGAAGCGGAUCCCGAACAUGACAACACUGCCAUCGUGGGUCCAUUUCACGCGUGCAAGGCUCUCAUUCUUCGUAUGGCCUCACAGCAAGCUGGUGAUUUUGUGAUUUGUCAUCAUCCUCUGUAUCUCCUACCAAAUGCGCUGCGUGCCGAACAGGGGCAAAGCUGGAUCAGGUAUCAGCUUUUUCGAAAGGCUGGUGACGACAGUUCGGACAACGCUGCCUUGCGAGCCUACUUUGUAGCAAAGUUGAAACUUGACAAGCCAUACUUUCCCGGACUUGACCGCGAAGUACAACUGUACAUCCAGCUGGGCUCUGAUCUAUCGAUACUGGAAUGGCGGCCAGUGAAAGUGGAUGCAUCCAGAGGCAUCUUGAGCUGGUCUUUUGGUUCUCUUGCAUCUUUGUCGCCUCUGAAAAGUCAACAACCCAAUGGUGCAGUAGAUACAAACGGUGACAGGGUAUCUGGAUUUGAAAUCGGUGAUCUUGUUGUUUUGCCAGAACCCAGCCAACAAGCAGCUGAUGAAGAGGACCUGCUUAGCGUCGCUCCUCCCAAAGGCAUCGAUAACAUAAACUUGGACUUUUCAGUCGACAACGGCGCAGCACCGUCCGCAAAAAAAAGGAGGUUCUCGUUGCAAUCAUCCAGUAGCACACGUCACCUUCCGUCGACUCCGCCGUCGGAACAGUCCGAGUCAGCACUUGGCAACAACAACGUUCUUGCAAUCACGUUGAACCUGCUGCCGGUGCUUCAAGGUAGCGAGCCCCUCUCGGUCUCCGUUCUGGGCACCCUGAUGUUGACCCCGGCGCUUUCCAAGGCGAUUAGGAGCCGAGACUUUUCGGAUCUUCCUCGAGGCUUGUCUGCCCCUGCCGUCGCAAAUCUGACGAAAGGCCCUUUUGACGUUGCGCUCGUCGAUGCUAAACAAGACCAGUGGCCGGACGCAGCCAAGCCAAACGAGUCGUUGGUGGAUUCGCGAGAGACGGUGCAGAAAAGCCAACAGGAAGGCAAGACCGGGUUGGUCUUGCAUGGUACGAGCGCGACCAACGCCGGAGAGGUGGAGGAGAUCUUGCAGCAAAGCCAACAGGAAGGCAAGACCGGGUUGGUCUUGCAUGGUACGAGCGCGACCAACGCCGGAGAGGUGGAGGAGAUCUUGCAGCAAAGCCAACAGGAAGGCAAGACCGGGUUGGUCUUGCAUGGUACGAGCGCGACCAACGCCGGAGAGGCGGAGGAGAUCUUGCAGAAAGCGCUCGCUAUCAUUGCAGCGCACAAUGAGAUCUUGUCCAAGGCUGACCGAGGCGCAAACUCACUGACAAAACAAGAGCACUCGAAACAAGGCCGGCAGGAGAGUGGAAGCGGCUGGGUACUACAUGUGUCUCAUCUGCUUUGGACACUCUUCCUGACGGCGAUGAUCUUGAUGCUGUUCAAUGCUGGUCAGACUGCCCACCGUACGCUGUCUGCCAAGCUGGACGAGCUGAGCCGCCUGCUCCAAGUUCCUCCUAGGGCUGACGUCCAGUCGUUCGUCGGUGUGGUGCAACACACACGGCCUGAGCCGGCUGUCUUUGAACCAGCUAGUACAGCUGCGUCUGCGUCUGCGUCUGCGUUGGCGUCCGAACCGCAACGAUCAGAAGCGUUCGGUGUCCAUGAAUUGGAUGACGCAGAAAUGCUCACAAGCGCGAGCACGCCGUCCUGGCCGGACCAUGCAGCUGAACCACUCUCGGACGGUCCGCACACAACCGCCUCUCUAGAUACAGCACUGCAGAUGCGCACUCUCCACACCAGCCUUUCGUCCUUGGCGUCCACUUGGAUUCACGACAUGCUGCGCAUACCGCUGUCCAUCAUCCACCGCCUCUGGAGCAUUUUGGUGCGCGCCUAG